UGUUUAGGUGCAGGUGACCAGGCCCUCUUUUCCUCUGUUUACUCGAUACUCAUGCAGCAACUUCCACGAGAGCCAAUGGAAUGGAGAAGAUCCUAUGGGCGGCCACCAAAGAUGAUCCAUCUCGAAGCAAAUUUUGUUCAGUUUAAAGAAGAGCUGAUACCUAAAGAGGGAAACCGAGCCCUUUUAACCUUUCCUUUCCUGCACCUGUUCUGGACAGACUGCUGUGACACUGAGGUUUACAAAGCAACAGCGAAGGACGAGAUCACAAAAUGGCAAAACAUUUUAAAAGCUUACAGCAGCUCUGAUUGGCUGAUUGUUGUCGUGGAGAGUGAUGCCAAAAAAAAGAAUAAAACCAACAUUCUCCCCAGGACAUCGAUCGUUGACAAGAUCAGAAAUGACUUCUGCAACAAACAAAGUGACAGAUGUGUGGUGCUGACAGAUCCCCUGAAGGAUUCUUCCCGCACUCAGGAAUCCUGGAAUGCGUUCUUCACAAAGCUCCGCACUCUGCUGCUUAUGUCAUUUACCAAGAACCUGGGCAAGUUUGAGGAUGACAUGAGAACAAUGAGAGAAAAGAGGACAGAAGCCGGCUGGAGUUUCUGUGAAUAUUUCAUGGUUCAGGAGGAGUUAGCCUUUGUGUUCGAGAUGCUGCAACAGUUUGAAGAUGCCCUGGUGCAGUACGAUGAACUUGAUGCACUCUUCACACAGUAUGUGGUCAACUAUGGUGCGGGAGAUGGAGCCAAUUGGCUGACCUCUUUCUGCCAGCCAGUUCGAAGCUGGAAUGGGUUGGUGCUUCGCAAACCGAUCGACAUGGAGAAGAGGGAGCUGAUCCAGAAGAACAAAGCCACACUGCUGGAUCUGCGUAGCUAUCUGUUCUCAAGGCAGUGCACUCUGCUCGUCUUCCUGCAGAGACCAUGGGAGGUAGCACAGCGAGCCCUUGAGCUUCUUCACAACUGUGUCCAGGAGCUAAAGCUGCUGGAGGUCUCUGUUCCAGGCGGUGCCCUGGAUUGUUGGGUCUUCUUGAGCUGCCUUGAGGUCCUGCAGAGAAUUGAAGGCUGUUGUGAUCAAGUCCAGCUGGAAAGUAAUUACUGCCACACUGUCGGACUUUGGAGUUACGCUACAGAAAAGCUGCAGUCUCUGGGUUACUUGUGUGGCCUGAUCUCGAAGAGAGGACCAAAUUCCGAAGAGCUGAACCGGACAGUGGAUGUGUUGGCAGGACUGGGAGCUGAGCAUCCUGAAACCGCAAACAGCCCACAGAGUCCAUAUAAGACACUGAAUGAAGCACUGUCGUCUGUCGAGGCAUUUGAAAAGCAUUAUUUGGAGCUGUCUCUCACUGCCUUCGAUAUGUACAAAACCAUUGGACAGAACCGCUCGGCUCAGCUGCUAGGGAAGGAUCUUGCGGACUUCUACAUGCAUAAAGGGGAGCCGCAGAAAGCGUCACUGUACCUCCAAGAGGCACUGAAGACCUACCAGACUGAGGGCUGGAGCUUGCUAACCGCCCAUACCAGGAAACAACUGGCUGAGUGUCAGAAACAGCUUCAGCAGACCCAAAAGUAUCCUUCUGUACACUCCGCUGUCUGUCAGGGACAUUGCUCACAAACACGGUCACACUAUCAACUCAUAACCACACCCAGCUCUCUCAGCUCAUCCACUCUGUCUCAAUUACCCUCCCCCCUCCUCCAAACCCCAACUAAAGUCAUCUGCCAACUCCCUGAGGCUGCUAUAGGUGGCAGGGUGGAGAUCGCUGGGUGCUGGCCAAGAUACUUAAUACUUCAGUGGCCGUAG
Messenger RNA from Chiloscyllium plagiosum (whitespotted bambooshark), 1782 nucleotides. NCBI's taxonomy places the organism in Eukaryota, Metazoa, Chordata, Chondrichthyes, Orectolobiformes, Hemiscylliidae. The record is from RefSeq and is a predicted model, not a curated record.